Odobenus rosmarus divergens (Pacific walrus) is the source of this 955-nucleotide messenger RNA. RefSeq names its product glutathione peroxidase 7 (gene GPX7). Gene Ontology annotation, molecular function: glutathione peroxidase activity. Lineage: Eukaryota; Metazoa; Chordata; Mammalia; Carnivora; Odobenidae. Gene Ontology annotation, biological process: response to oxidative stress. The record is from RefSeq and is a predicted model, not a curated record. The coding region runs from base 23 to 583 and encodes 186 amino acids. The transcript has 3 exons.
GCCGCCAGCUCGGGAGCCAGUCAUGGUGGCUGCAGUGGUGGCGGUGUGGCUGCUCCUGUCGGCCGCGGCCUGCGCGCAGCGGGAGCAGGACUUCUACGACUUCAAGGCGGUCAACAUCCGGGGCAAGUUGGUGUCACUGGAGAAGUACCGAGGCUCGGUGUCCCUGGUGGUGAACGUGGCUAGCGAGUGCGGCUUCACAGACCAGCACUACCGAGCCUUGCAGCAGCUGCAGCGGGACCUGGGGCCCCACCACUUCAAUGUGCUUGCCUUCCCCUGCAACCAGUUCGGCCAGCAGGAGCCCGAUACCAACAAGGAGAUCGAGAGCUUCGCCCGCCGCACCUACAGUGUUUCUUUUCCCAUGUUUAGCAAGGUCGCAGUCACAGGCACUGGUGCCCACCCUGCCUUCAAGUACCUGAUCCAGACUUCUGGGAAGGAGCCCACCUGGAACUUCUGGAAGUAUCUAGUGGCCCCAGAUGGAAAGGUAGUAGGGGCUUGGGACCCAACUGUGUCGGUGGAAGAGAUCAGGCCCCAGAUCAUAGCACUCGUGAGGAAACUCAUCCUGAAGAAGCGAGAAGACUUAUAACCACUUUCUCUCCUCUCCCACUGUCCCACCCCAACCCCCCAUCCUCCACCUUGAAUGGGUGACCAAAGCAAACUCAGUGGUGCUCAGUGGUGCUUGGAGGGAGGGCCUAUGGACUCUCUUUCCUACAUUUUUAUCCCACCUACCCUAUCACUCCUAUGGGGGAAAAUUUCUAGUAUUUUGAUUAUUUGAGUCUUAGAACAACCUAUAGGAACUCUUGGCCAAUGAUAGCUCUUGACCAAUGAAUCACCAGCCAGUAAGAACCUCUAGCCCAUGAAAGCAUGUGGCAAAUAGAAGUAUAUCAAGCAAUAAUCUCCUGCCUACUAAGAACUCUGUAAAAUGGGACCAAUUCCUACCUCACAGGGCUGUUGUGAG